AUGAACUACUGUGCUUCAUCACUUCUCCUGGAUAUUGAUGAAUGUCUUGAAUCUAUCUGUGGAGUUAAACAGACCUGCAUCAACAGCAUAGGAAGUUUCCUGUGUUUGUGCUCUAAAGGCUACUACCUUUCAGUUGAUGAAGUCCCUCGUUGCCAAGAUAUCGAUGAGUGUUUCAACUCAGCUGUUUGUGGUCCUAAUUCUGUCUGCACCAACACAAUUGGAUCGUACGACUGUGCAUGUGCAGUGGGUUACAAACCAACUAAUCCAACUCAACAACCCAGCAAGACCAACAUCUGUAUUGAUAUUAAUGAGUGUGUCGAAUACAACACCACCUGUGGACCUGUGUGCAACUGCACAAAUUCAAUUGGAUCCUACUUCUGCAAGUGCUACCGUGGUUAUCGGGAGACCGACGGCACUAUGAUAGCCAGCAUUACUAACCCAUGCAUAGAUAUAAAUGAAUGCAUCGAGACACCCGGCAUAUGUGGUCCAAACACUGUGUGUACUAAUUUAAUAGGCAGCUAUUACUGUUCCUGUCCUGAUGGAUACUACCCAUCAACGGGAGUCGAGUGGCUCAUUGACAUCUCAUACUGUAAAAAUGUUCUAGAUGUUCUAGGGGAAACAAUGCCCCAAAAGGGUCAGACAAAAGAAAGAGCUUUCCUUGACAAUAUGGGUGGCCAACUCCAGAACAACACUGAUUUUGUCUUACCAACAGCGACUGUGUCAAACUUUCUUUCUGCAUCUAUGCAAGUGUCAGGCGUUGGGCCCCAUGUAAAGACAAUCAAUGUGAGUAGUGAAGGAGAUGGGGUGACUGGCAGUGUCAUCCUGGGCAUCUCAGACCGACUAGCUGCUACAAUGUUUCAUCCAGCUGUGAACCAAACAACCAAAGUAGUAGAAACUACAACAGUGUCUAUGACCCUACUGGCCAUCGGUCCACAGACUACUAUUAACAGCACUGUGCCCCUCUUUGCCAAAGGACACGCUAUGGAAAUCAACUUGUUAGACUUAGCCAAAGCCAACAAUGGUUCUGUGGCAGCUGUCUUUAUGACACUGAAUGGGAUGGAGAAUCUUCUUAGUCAUCAGUACUUUAAAACAGACAAAGAGACAGAGAUGUACUCAGAUGUUCUCACUGCAAUAUUACCCUUAGUAAACAACACCAACAUCACCGAGCCUGUCAACUUUACCAUCCAGCAUAAGCAGCCAGGACCUGCAUCUGGAAUGAUGACUUGUGUGUACUGGGAUGACAAAAGCAAGGACGCAGAUCUGGGACAACAGAGUGGGGGAACAAAUAAGAAAGAUUUGAUGAGUUGGUCAGAACAGGGCUGUUGGGUUGCACACACAGAUGAAAACUACACAGUGUGCAGCUGCUCUCAUCUGUCUACCUUUGCCCUCAUAAUGCAGAUUGGGCAGCCUCCACCAGAUGACAGUUUUUUAGAGUGGAUAAACCGUGUGUGUGUGAUUAUUGGACUAUUCUUCUUUGGCUUGGCCAUUCUCACCUUCCUCCUGUGUAGCUGGAACCCCAAGGUCAACAAUACAGCCCGUCUUCACCUCUGUAUCAACCUUGCCCUGUCUCAGAUGCUGCUGCUGUGGAAUGACAGAUAUGUGGACCAAAAGUUGGCCUGCAAAGUUAUGGCUGGGCUUCUCCACUUCUUAGUAGUUGCAGGUUUCGUGUGGAUGCAGCUUGAGGCGCUACAGUUGUACCUGCUUGUCCGAAGACUCACCAAGGUGCAGGUCAUCCAGAGAGAUGGCCUCCCCAGGCCACUUCUCUACUUGAUUGGCUAUGGCAUUCCAUUUGUGAUUGUGGGUGUUUCUGCACUGGUGUGCUGGCUUUCUACACAGCGGAAUUUCAACUGGGCUUUGACGGGCCCUGUGAUUGUUAUUCUUGGACUUAAUUGGAUGUUGUUCUGUGCUACUUUGUGGAGUCUGAGACCCACCUUGGCCAGCAUGAAGAGCGAUGUUUCUCAGUCCAAAGACACCAGGUUGAUCGUGUUCAAGAUCCUGGCCCAGUUUGUCAUACUGGGCUGUACAUGGAUUAUAGGCCUGUACCAGUCAAACCUUUUCUUCCGUGUCCUCUUUAUUAUACUCAACUCCCAGCAGGGCACCUGCCUCUACAUUGUCCACUGUCUGCUCAAUAAGGAGGUGCGAGAGGAGUACAUCAAAUGGCUGACAUGCUCAUUUGCAAAAGACAGAUCUGAGCAUAAAGAUGCAAAUUCAGUCUCAGAGGACGACUUGGACAAACCUGUGGAGCAGACAAAUAAGGCAAACAAGGAUGAUAAGCAAUUGUGAUAAAGGAAACAGGAAACAGGGAGAAGAGAGACAAAAAAAGGACAAAGUCAUCUAUAACAAGUUGACUUUGAUUUUUUUAAAUGCAAAAGGUGACCUGUAGCUUAACAUGAAUGCCAUGAAAAUAUAUCAUUGUCUCUCUCUUAUCGUUCUAGCUGGCUGUUUUCAGUCUCCAAGUCUUGAAAGUCAAAUGUUUUAAAUUAUGUUAAAUUUAAGCCUGAAUGCAGUGAGUGUAGUUGUGCUACUCUCUCUCUCUUUAAUAACCAGAUUUAGGUUUUGCUACCAUCAAUCAAUAUUAUUAUGAUGAGUAUAUUUGACAUAUAGUUCAUGUAGCUAUAGAAAGAAGGUUUGACAGUCCUACAAUACAGUACACAUUUGAAAGCUUUUAGAUCUGCUGGGUUUUGACAAUUUCUGCACUAUAUCAUUGUAACUUACAGUAAACUAGUUUAACAGAUGAAUGUUACACACACUGAAUGUGAGGCUAAUAAGGUUAGAAGUCUUCAGACUGGUAUAUAACACUGGGAAGACUUGUUGAAAUAGCCACCACCUCUCCACCCAAUUCAUUUGCCUGGGUGUGAAAGCUUUCACAAGCAUGUUAGUGCCCACACCCUCAGUUAGCCACUGUCUAAAAACACAAGCCUUCUGCCAAGUCAAACAUUCAUACCUUAGUUGUUUUUUGUCUUUUGAUUUGUAUUGAAUUUACAUGAGAGCUGGAAUAGUUUUACAUGGGUCAAACUUUACAAGACAAAUUAAAAGGAAACACAGCCCAUAUUGCAUUUAACUUGCACGUUACCAGAAAUCCAGAGUAACAGUGGGCACAAAACACGCUGAGUUUAAAUGAAUGGAUGUGUAACAUAAAAACACUCAGAAAUGCAAGAAUCAACCUAGUUAAAUUUACCUGUCAACUUAAUAAAGAACUGCUUAGUGCUAUUUAUCAUCAUCAAAGGCAAUACUAAUGUGUGUGUCACUUUUAGUAGAGUGCCACUUUCCUUUUUAACAUCUUUUAUGUAGAAUCUCUUCAGUUCAAAAGAUGUUGCAGCAUUAGCCGAGUGAAGAGUUUUUCUUUGGAAU
Messenger RNA from Monopterus albus (swamp eel), 3351 nucleotides. RefSeq names its product adhesion G protein-coupled receptor E1-like. Gene Ontology annotation, biological process: cell surface receptor signaling pathway; adenylate cyclase-activating G protein-coupled receptor signaling pathway. Gene Ontology annotation, molecular function: G protein-coupled receptor activity; calcium ion binding. The record is from RefSeq and is a predicted model, not a curated record. The coding region runs from base 1 to 2283 and encodes 760 amino acids. Lineage: Eukaryota; Metazoa; Chordata; Actinopteri; Synbranchiformes; Synbranchidae. The transcript has 19 exons. Gene Ontology annotation, cellular component: plasma membrane.